ACGAUCGAACAUCGACCCAGAAACCCAGAAGCAAGGACGGAGCACAGAGGAGGGCGUUCCAUCGCAGGGUGGCGGAAUUCUCCCUGGCGACCGAGGAUGGCGAUGGCUUUGAGGAGGGCUGCUAUCUCAUUGGGCGGCAGUGGUUCGCCGAUUGCGCCAUCCGCUUCGUUCGUUCCCGUGCUCUCGAGAUUCUUCUCCGGACCGCCUCCGUACGCCGUGAAGGUGGGAAUACCAGAGUUCUUGCGAGGGAUUGGCGGAGGGGUCGAAGCCCAUGUCGCGAAGCUUGAGUCAGAGAUUGGUGAUUUGAACAAGUUACUUGUCUCCCGCACACUCAAGCUCAAGAAGCUCGGCAUUCCUUGCAAACACAGGAAGUUGAUAUUGAAGUACGUCCACAAAUAUAGGGUCGGACUGUGGAGACCUCGAGCUGAGCCUGUCAAAUCUUGAGGACAGCAUUCCUGGUGAAAGUAUCAAAUAUACAUUACUACGCUUUAGUGUGCACCUGCAGAAAUCCUUCUGUGCUUGCACUUGGUAGUAACGUGAAAAUGCCGUAAACGGGUUUUACUGGUUCAGAAAAAUUUCAUCCCCUUGUACUGCCUUUUGCUGAGAAAAUACCAUUUCUAACUCUCUUUGCCCACACUCAGUGAUAAUUUUCAAAAAGUACAGAUAUGGCCCCUG
This is a messenger RNA of Eucalyptus grandis, 675 nucleotides long. RefSeq lists its product as uncharacterized. The record is from RefSeq and is a predicted model, not a curated record. Bases 97 to 444 code for a protein of 115 amino acids. The transcript is spliced from 3 exons. NCBI's taxonomy places the organism in Eukaryota, Viridiplantae, Streptophyta, Magnoliopsida, Myrtales, Myrtaceae.